This is a messenger RNA of Protopolystoma xenopodis, 549 nucleotides long. The record is from the annotation of a GenBank genome assembly. NCBI's taxonomy places the organism in Eukaryota, Metazoa, Platyhelminthes, Monogenea, Polystomatidea, Polystomatidae.
AUGUCUACUGGUAUUUCAAUCGGUGAUAACAUUUGGUACUUGCGGAGCAGAAAUGUUAAAGAGUGCAUGUCUUGGAUCCUGGCAAUCGAACAUCACAAAUUGGUCUUCGACUCAGGAUACACAUCGCCUACCUACAAUUACGUCCGUUCCACCAACAAUUCUGCCAACAUUGAUUUUUCUUCUUCUGCCUCCGCCUCCUCAUCUCAUCUGAAUGGAAUGCUUCUCUCUGGCCCGGCGUACCAAGUCACUUCGCCAUCUUGUCAUGCUCAACUGCCUGUUGGACACUCAUUUACCCAGACCCCUCUGGCUUGUUCAACUGGCCUUGUCUCUCGCACAUUCGAAUGCCCUCGUUCGUCAGUCUCAUCUGGUUUUGCUCCUGCCAUUAGUUCUAUGCUGGCAGAAUCUUGUGAAACAACCUCUGGCCAAGCGUCCCUAUCCGACAGUUCUAUCAGGGACACAACUUGCCUUUGCGCAACUGGAGACUGUGAAAUUGAUCUUCAUGAGACUCGACUGCAUGAGAAGCUGGCUGAAUUGGAUAUUUUCAGGUGA